Exaiptasia diaphana is the source of this 2826-nucleotide messenger RNA. RefSeq names its product exostosin-1a-like. The coding region runs from base 1096 to 2826 and encodes 576 amino acids. Gene Ontology annotation, cellular component: membrane; Golgi apparatus. Gene Ontology annotation, molecular function: acetylglucosaminyltransferase activity; glucuronosyltransferase activity. The record is from RefSeq and is a predicted model, not a curated record. The transcript is spliced from 5 exons. Lineage: Eukaryota; Metazoa; Cnidaria; Anthozoa; Actiniaria; Aiptasiidae.
AAUUUAGCAAAAUUUUUCAUAGAUAUUCAAGAAAGAAGGAUUGUGUACUGAAGGAAAGCAAGGAGUAAACGAACUCGAGAAAUCGUAGCAGAGCAGUGGAGAGAGGCUAGACGAAUCGGAGAGUUCAGUCCAAAAACAAGAGAAAUAGAGAAGAAAGAAGAAGAGACAAGGCCGAAGAUCAAAAUUUGGGAAAAUUCCCUUAAUAGUUUUUGAACCCAGCCCUACUUGACUCUGCGCCAAUAUGGAAGAGCAAGAAGUGCUUCCUGUCAUCCUUGAAUUGCUCCAAUUCACUUCACCACCAUAAUACUCUCUCUUUUGAGGACAUUUCUGGAGACUGAAAGAAUCUGACCAGCUACCUCUUGGAAAGGGAAAGAAUUCCUGAAAGUCCAAGAGAGGGUCAAGAAAACAUAACCUAGAUUUAGAAUAUUGCAACUUCCUGGUUUCGUAUUCAAGUAUCUACCUAUCAAAUGAUCAAGUAUCAGCWGCCAUUUCUUGGUAUCAAAUGUUGACCUCGCUCCGUUUCAUUGUUUACAACUUCCGUUAACACCCUAUUCUAGGUUCCUCCUUUACCCCAUAAAACAUGAUGAUUUGCAGUUUUAAAGGAACUGUUUCUUAAUUUAUGUUAUGGCCUUUGUUAUUCAGAUAUGAAGCAAACCGAAGACUAAAAAAGGUGAACUUUUAGUACGGAUUGUUUUAAAGUGUGUUUCUUGCGCGGAUAACACCAUCGCAACGCUGUGCAAUCCCCAAGGGUAAUCCCCCAGACUGUUUUGCUAUCCUGUAUCAUUUCKAUAAUGUAUUUUGAAACUGAAAAUCGUUUAGAAGUAAAAAGAGCAUAAUAAUAUAUUGUGGUCCAAGGUUUCGAUCCAAAGCAGCUUUUACUAUAUGGGAUUACUAAUAACUUCCGGUGAGUCGACCCACCAGCUUCCGUUCGCGCAUGACGUCAUAACCUAACAUGCGGUACUGUACUAUGCAGUUGUGUGCGGAGCCAAGACGGUGAGGUUGAUUUUCUGAGUAGUUUUACCUGAUUGAAUCUUUUCAAUGGUCGUUAUGAGUGAGAUAUAGCAGGAUAGAUGUCUGCAGGCCCGAAAGACGUCGAUGAAUGCAAAGAAGAGGUAUUCUCUGAUAUUUCUUGCUGGGAUUGUUGGCUGUUGUAUCUUCGUGGCAUUCAGAAUCAUCACAGAGUCCAGCUCGCGUUCUUCAAAUGUCAACGCGCGACAACCCCCGUAUUUAGAUCUUUACAAGCCGUCUUUUAUCAAUGUUUAUGAUGAAUAUAGACUGGAUAAUGUUUCUUCGACGAUCCAGCGUCCAUGGACUGGAAAUUCUGAAAGAACUAACUCGAAAUCAUGUUCWAUGGAAGAUUGUUUUGACAAAGCCCGGUGUCUUCACAGCUUCAAAGUUUACGUGUAUCCCAUCCAGCCGGGGCAAAAACUCUGCCCCGUAUUUGCAAAGAUCUUAAAAGUUUUAAAAGAGAGUAGUUUUUAUACAGACGAUCCUAAGCAAGCAUGCUUACUUGUGCCAAGCGUGGACUUAUUAGAUAGAGACAGAUUGAGUUCUGAUUACGUUCACGAUGUGAGCAGCAAAAUUCGAAAUCUACCAUUCUGGAAUUCGGGUCGAAAUCACAUCAUUUUUAAUUUAUUUUCUGGUACAUGGCCUCAUUACUCUGAACAUUUGGGGUUUGACUACGAAAAUGCAAUCUUAGCAAAAGCCUCUAUGUCUACCGAUCUUCUCAGACCGCAAUUUGAUAUCAGUCUUCCUUUAUUUCCAAAGACGCAUCCACAAAAAGAUGGCGUGAACUUACCUCAUUCUAAACUCAUUUUCCCUCUCGAGCGGAGGUAUAAAUUAGCCUUUAAAGGAAAGCGGUAUCUACAUGGUAUAGGUAGUGCGACUAGAAAUGCACUAUAUCACAUUCACAACGGCAAAGAUAUUAUUUUGCUAACGACAUGUAAGCAUGGCAAAGGAUGGGAGAAGCUGAAAGACGAGCGCUGCGAUAGAGACAACGCACUUUAUGAAAGGUAUUCCUAUGAAGAAUUACUGCACAAUUCCACAUUCUGCCUUGUGCCUCGAGGACGACGUCUCGGGUCUUUUCGCUUCCUAGAAGUUCUCCAAKUUGGGUGUAUUCCUGUCCUUUUAAGUGAUGGAUGGGAGUUACCUUUCUCAGAAAUAUUAGACUGGAAGAAAACUUUGAUAAAUGGCGAUGAACAACUUUUGAUGCAAAUUCCAGGAAUUGUAAGAUCUUACAGUAAGAGUCAAGUACUAGCCAUGAAGCAGCAGUCUUUGUUUUUAUGGAAUGCUUAUUUUUCAUCCAUCGAAAAAAUUGUUUUAACAACAGUGGAGAUUAUCAGGUCGAGACUAUUAAAAUCCAAAGCCGCUAGUUACGCAAUGUGGAACAACUAUCCAGGAGCACUCGUGACAUCGCCGUUUUAUUCAAGAGAUCUUCAGGACUUUCCUUUCUAUCAUGUCAAACAAGGCAUCAAAAGUUCUCGUUUCACAGCAGUAAUUUAUACAAAAUCUACAGGCAUAAAAGAAUCUUCCUCAUUAUACAAGCUUAUACAAAAUGUCGCUGAAUCAAAGAACGCUGCAAAGAUUUUAAUUCUAUGGAUGUCAGAUUCRCCGAUUCCUGAAAACAGAAGAUGGCCAUCUGUAAGGUUGCCAUUAAUGAUUGUCAGGCCAGAUGUAAAGAAUCCAAAUAGCAGGUUUUUACCAAGGUCUAUUAUAGAAACAGAUGCCAUUUUAUCACUGAAUGGAGAUGUAAAGUUGAAUGUUGAUGAGGUGAGAAGACAUGAACAGUUUUGGGGUUCUCCAGUAUAUCAUGCUAGCCUUAAAUAA